GCCCACCAUCUGUAGCUGCUGCCUCCCUGUACUGACUAGAGGAGAAAAAAAUGGGAAACAGCAUGCAAGGCAUCACGUGACUCGUGUCAUUUUGGCAGCCUGGCCGAUUGACCUUAACCCUUUUCAAAAUCAAUCUGAAAAGGAACUGUAGAAAAUAGUCAAACAUUGAAAACUUCACGUAAAAGGGACUGUGAAGCAAUUUGAACUCUUCUUUUGGACAUAGAGAGACCAAUGAAUUGAUUAUACUGCUUGAGUCCUUGGUUCAACAUUCCUAAAUGCCAAAAUGAUUAAAAGAGAGAGAAGCUUUUGCCAGCAAACUCAGGCCCUUCUUUGUAAGCAUUUGAUUAAAAAAUGGAGGAUGAAAAGAGAGAGUUUAUCGGAAUGGCUUCUCUCAUUGCUUCUAUGCCUGCUUGUGUUUUUCUUUUUAAUGACUUCUAGCAUCUCUCAGGUUCCUGAAGUGCCUCCAGUAGACCUUGGACGCAUAGAUGAGUUUAAUGAUUCUGACUUUCUAAUUAAAUAUAUGCCAGUCACCAAUACAACUCAACAGAUAAUAAGCAAAAUGGCUUUGGCUUCCUUUAUGAAAGGAAUAAAUAUCACUGGAACUACAGAUGAAAAGGCUUUGUCUCAUGGAUUCUAUGACACAAUUGCAGUCAUCUUUCAUGAUAUGUUCUCAUAUGAAUUAAAGUCAUGGGGAUAUAGAGUUCCAUUUAACAAGGAACUUCAUGAACAUUCAGCACAUUGCAGAAUAUUUGAUGAAGAAAUCAGUUGUUACCUUGAGGAAUAUUGGAAACGUGGUUUUGUUGCUUUUCAGGCUGCUAUUAAUUCUGCUAUUAUAGAAAUCACAACAAAUCAUUCUGUGAUGGAUCAGCUGAUGUCAGUCAAUGGUAUAAAUAUGAAAGUGCAUCCAUUCAUCGCCCAAUUUAGUAUCGUAAGGGACAUCAUCAUUUUAAUCUGUAUAAUUUCUUUCUCUCCAAUGAUAUAUUUUGUUUCCCUCAAUGUUACAAGAGAGAGAAAAAAUGUUAUGGAGUGGAUGACAAUGAUGGGCCUCCAAGAUUCAGCUUUUUGGUUUUCAUGGGGUUUACUGUAUGCUGGCUACAUUUUUGUUUUGGCAAGUCUGCUGGCUGUUAUCAUAACAUCUAACGAAUUUGUAAUUAUGACUGGUUAUUUCACAGUAUUCAUCCUAUUUCUCCUAUAUGGUCUUUCUUUGGUGGCAUUAACUUUCCUGCUUUGUGAGUUGAUUAAGAAACCUGUACUUACUGGCUUAGUCACAUUCUUCCUUACUGUUUUUUGGGGAAGUCUGGGACUUGUUUCAUUGUAUCAACAAUUUCCAGCAAGUUUGGAAUGGAUUUUAAGCCUCCUAAGUCCCUUUGCCUUCGUUUUUGGGAUAAACCACAUUCUAAGGAUGGAUUACAACUUGAGAAGUUUUGCUUUUCCUGACCCCUCUGGAGACUCACAUCAACUGUUAGCCAUAUUUUUCAUGUUGGUUUUUGAUAUUAUUCUUUAUUUGGCCCUUGUUCUAUAUUUCAACAAGAUCUUGCCACGUGAAUAUGGACGACAAUAUUCUCCUUUGUUUUUCCUGAAGUCUUCAUUUUGGUGCCCUCACCAUAGGACUGAUCAUCAGUUACUAGAGAAUGACACAAACUCUACAUAUUGGCCUGACUCUUUUGAACCAGUGCCUCCAGAAUUUCAUGGGAAAGAAACUAUCAGAAUCAGAAAUAUAAAAAAGGAAUAUAAAAGAAAGUCGGAAAAAGUAGAAGCUUUGAAAGGUUUUCAAUUGGACAUCUAUGAAGGCCAGAUAACAGCAAUACUUGGUCACAGUGGAGCUGGGAAAUCCACACUAAUAAAUAUUCUUAGUGGAUUAUCUGAACCAACAGAAGGGUCUGUUAGCAUCUAUAAUAACAACCUCUCUGAAAUGGAAGACUUAGAGGAAAUCAAGAAGAUCACUGGUGUUUGCCCACAGUUUAAUGUCCAUGUUGAUUUCCUGACUGUGAGAGAAAACCUCAGACUAUAUGCUAAAAUCAAAGGGAUUCCGCCAGAGAAAGUGGAGCAAGAGGUACAAAGAGUUUCUCUAGAAUUGGAAAUGAAAAGUAUUCAGGAUACCCUUGCUGCAAAUCUGAGUGGUGGGCAGAAAAGGAAGCUGACCUUUGGUAUUGCCAUUUUAGGUGAUCCUCAGGUUUUGUUGUUGGAUGAACCAACUGCUGGAUUGGAUCCUUUUUCAAGGCAUCAAGUAUGGCACCUCUUAAAGGAACACAAAGCAGACCAUGUGACCCUCUUCAGUACACAGUUUAUGGAUGAGGCUGAUCUUCUUGCUGAUCGGAAAGUGUUUAUAUCCAGUGGGAAACUGAAGUGUGCAGGCUCUUCUUUGUUUCUAAAGAGGAAAUGGGGGAUUGGCUAUCACUUAAGUUUGCACAAAAAUGAAUCCUGUGACUCAGAAAGAAUAACAUCACUCAUUAAACACCACAUUCCUGAUGCCAAAUUAACUGCAGAAAGAGAAGAAAAGCUUGUAUACACACUGCCUCUGGAAAGAACAGAUUUAUUUCCAGACCUUUAUAGUGAUCUUGAUAAUUGUAUUGGCCAAGACAUUGUGAAUUAUGGCGUUUCCAUGACAACUUUGACUGAAGUAUUCUUGAAACUAGAAGGGAAAACAACAAUCGAUGAUGCAGAUUUUGAGAGUUUGGGGCAGGAACAGACAAGACAUUCUGAAACCUUUGUUGAACCAGAGCAAACUUUUGCUUCACUUUUUGGAGAGAAGAUGGAAUCAGUCAGUGGCAUGGCUCUCUGGAAACAACAGAUUUGGGCAGUUGCAAGGGUUCGCUUCUUAAAAUUAAAGCAUGAUAGGAAAGUUCUUCGGUCAUUAUCUUUGUUGCUGGUGGUUACUUUGCUUCCUUUUGCUUUUGAGAGUAUAGUGUAUGACCUAUUGCACAAAAAUGUUCCGUGGAGAUUUACCCCUGAUGAAUAUUUCCUCUCUCCUGGGCAGCAGUCACAGCAUUCUCUCAGCAGCCUAUUAAUUGUCAACAAUACAGGGUCAAACAUUGAGGAUUUUGUAAGCUCUCUGAAGCAUCAGAAUAUAGUUCUGGAAGUAGAUGACUUUGAAAACAAAAAUGGAACAACUGAUCUGUCCUACAAUGGAGCUAUAAUAGUAGCUGGGAAAAAAAAGGAUUAUAGGUUUUCUCUUGCAUGUAACACCAAGAGAUUGAAUUGCUUUCCUGUCCUCAUGAAUGUUGUUAGCAAUGGGCUACUUAAAAUGCUUAACUCCACAAAGCAAAUUACCACUGAGAGAACUACAUUUUCUUAUGAUUUUGAGCCUAGUUCAAUUACUAAUGUAGAGAAAGAUCUUUUAUUGAUUUUGGCAACAACCAGUCUUUCUCCUUAUUUGGCAAUGAGCAGCAUCGCUGAUUAUAAAAUAAAAGCUCAAGCCCAACUAAGGAUUUCAGGUCUCUAUCCUUCAGCCUACUGGUGUGGGCUGGCACUGGUGGAUGUUCCUUUGAACUUCAUGAUUCUCCUUUUAUUAUAUUCAAUUAUAUACUUUAUAAACUUGGGCUUCUACACAAUAAACACUGGUAUCCUAUUUAUUCAGAUCAUCUGUACUAUUGGUUAUGCAGGCUCAAGUGUCUUCUUCACAUAUAUAAUUUCAUUCAUUUUUAAAAAAGGGAGAAAAAAUAGUGGCAUCUGGUCUACUUUCUUCUUUAUUACUUCAUUGUUCACAUUUGCUUUUAAUCAAAAAACUAAUUUUGAACUAUCUGGAAUGUUUUGUUGUAUUGCAUUUAUACCCUUCUUCACCUUGUUUGGAUGCACAAUGCUGUUUUUGGAGAUCAACUUUAAGUAUUUCAGAAAGGCUAAGAAUCUAGCGUAUGAUACAUAUGACAUCAAUGAAAACAUCUUCUUCGUGAUUCUCAUACCUUACCUUCAUUGUAUCAUUUUCCUUUUUGUUCUACGAUGCCUGGAAAUGAAAUAUGGAAAGCAAUGCAUGGGAAAAGACCCUGUUUUCAGAAUUUUUCCUACAAAUAGUGAUGCUGGUACCAACCCCGAAGAACCAGAAGAUGAAGAUGAAGAUGUUCAGGCAGAAAGAGCUAGAACCCUGAGGGAAAUGACUACUUCCAACCUGGAUGAGUUUCUUUUCCAGAAACCUGUUAUUAUUGCCAGCUGUCUGCGAAAAGAAUAUGAAGGCAAGAAGAAAAGCUGUUUUGCAAAGAGAAAGAAGAAAGUGGCGGCAAGAAAUAUUUCUUUCUGCGUAAAAAAAGGGGAGGUACUAGGACUGCUGGGACACAAUGGAGCAGGUAAAAGUACAUCUAUUAGGAUGAUAACUGGAGACACAAGACCAACAGCAGGGAAGGUGGUUCUGAAAGGAAGCAAAACAAGUCAGCAAAGAAAUAUUAAUGCAACCAAUAUCCUUGGGUACUGUGCUCAGGAGAAUUCACUAUGGCAAAACUUUACAGUGAGAGAACAUCUGGAGAUCUAUGCUGCAGUGAAAGGGAUGAAGAAGGGAGAUGCCAUGGUCACUAUAUCAAGAUUAAAGGAUGCUCUCAAACUUCAGGACUACAUGAAAGUUCCAAUCAAGGAACUGUCAACAGGCAUAACUCGAAAGCUGUGCUUUGCUUUGAGUAUCUUGGGAAAUCCAGCUGUUAUACUUCUGGAUGAACCAUCAACUGGCAUGGACCCAGAAGGGCAGCAACAAAUAUGGCAGACUAUUCGAGCAAUCUUUAAGAAGAAGGAAAGUGGGGCUAUCCUCACCACACAUUACAUGGCAGAGGCUGAAGCUCUUUGUGACCGAGUGGCCAUCAUGGUAUCAGGAAAGCUACGAUGCAUUGGUUCCAUUCAACAUCUAAAAAGCAAGUUUGGCAAAGAUUAUUUACUGGAAAUAAAAGUGAAGGAAUCUGGACAAGUAAGACAUCUCCAUGAAGAGAUCCUGAAACUUUUUCCAAGGGCAGCACGGCAAGACAGGUAUUCCUCCUUGAUGGUCUAUAAAUUGCCUGUAGAAGAUGUGCAUCCUCUUUCUCAGGCGUUUUCUAAAUUAGAAGCAGCUAAGCAUACUUUCAACCUGGAGGAAUACAGUCUCUCUCAGUCCACUUUGGAACAGGUCUUCCUAGAGUUGUCAAAGGAACAGGAGCUGGGAGAUUUUGAAGAGGAACUGGAUACAAAUAUAAAAUGGAAACUCCUCCCCCAAGAAGAACCUUAGAGGUCUAGACCUGCUAAUUCUAUAUAAAAGAUCUCAUGACCCUUUAUGUUUACACAUUUAUAAUUUUCAUUCCAUAUCUUAUCUCAGAAAUGUUAAUCCAAAUUUUAACGUAUAUUUUAUAUUUACAUAGCAAUUGGUUGAACUCUUUAUUAGAAUAAGCAGUUUUUUUAAGUGUCAAAAAUUAGAUAUUGAAGGUUUGUCCAUCACUUGGGAAAUGAAUAAACAAUGGUAUAUGGUUGUAAUGAAAUACUAUUGAGCCAUAAGGAAAAAUGAACAGGGUGAUUUCAGAAAAACCUGAAAAGAUUUGUAUGAAAUAAUGCAAAGUGAAGUGAGAAGAAUAAGGAGAACAAUGUAUACAAUAACAGAAAUAUGAUAUGACAAUCAACUACAAAGGACUGUUAUUAUCAACAAAGCAAGUCUCCAUGAUAACCACAAGAGACUCAUGAUGGAAUUACUAUCCAUAGCCAAAAAAACUGUUGGAGUCUGAGUGCAGAUCAAGCACUCCAUGUUCAACUAUAUUUCUGUCAUGAGAUUGUAUGUGUGAUGUGUGUCUUCUAUCAUGACAUGAGCAAUAUAGAAAUAUGUAUUACAUGAAAGUACAAGUAUAACAUAUAUCUGACUAUUCAGUGUUUUGGGGGAGGAUAGAGAGGGAGAAAAAUCUGAAUUUUAAAAUAUAAAAAAAUAAUUGUCAAAAGUUGUUUCUACAUGUAACUGAUAAAACUAAAAAUUUUGGGGAAAUUUUUUAAAAUAAAAAUGAUAAAGGGAAGGAAGGAUAAUUUCAGGUAAAAUCCCCAUACCAAAUAUCAUUGGUAAUGGGAUAGAAUUGGAGUGUUAGUUUCCUAUAUAUUUCCAUGCCUUUUAGGUGUAUUUUCCAUAUUAUAUUGUAGCUUUUUAUCAGCAAAGGGGCCAAUAAAGGGGUUUUUUCCUCAACUGGAAGGAGGGAUUGAAGAAUCAUGAGAAGUGGAAGCUAGGGCAAAUUUUGAGCUGCUAGAGAACAUGGCAUGGGGUAAAAACAGCAGGAUGUGUAGAUGAGUGCCAGCCAAGAGGUAAUUGCAAUGGCAGGGCUCUACUCCCUGGAACUGAAUAGUAAUCGUGAUCAUUUGGACAUUAACUCAUUGGUCUGUUUUAAAAGUGCCUUGACAGAAUUUGGUGCUGCCCUGGAAUUGGGCAAAUUUAUUUGCUCACCAUUUCCUCUCCCUCCUCUAUUUCACAGCUACCUGGUGAACUGGCAUUUCUUACUCUUAAAUUUUUUUCAUUUUCUGUAAAUAUUUUAUAAUGAGUUUUAUAUCCAGAUAAAUAUAAGCUGAUUUUUAUUAUAUCUGAAGUGAUUGUUAUUAGUAGACCACACUAUGGGGAAGGGCAAAGAAGAAUCUCUAGACAAAUAAGCUUUAAUAAACUAUGUCUGUCUCUUUCUCAAUCAAUAAAAUACAGAUUUGUAUUGUA
Messenger RNA from Monodelphis domestica (gray short-tailed opossum), 6619 nucleotides. The record is from RefSeq and is a predicted model, not a curated record. Lineage: Eukaryota; Metazoa; Chordata; Mammalia; Didelphimorphia; Didelphidae.